AUGAGAUACUUUGCCAUCCUUUCGCUAUUGGUACUCUCCAGUUCUGUUCAAGCGAACCCUCCCAAGCCUUGUCCGACCAUCACCGAUACGGAGACUAGGAUUGAAUACUCUAACUCUUAUGCGCCUACCGUCACUUCGACUACGACUAGAAAGGUACCGAUCUGCUAUGAGACUGCAACUCAUAUCAAGACUAAGACCAAACACGUCGAUGAGACAGCUUGGGUCACCUCCACCGAACACAAGACCAAGACCGAAACCUACACCGCCAAACCAUACUGGACCACCACAGUAACUACCAAAGUCGUACCGACCUGUACCAAGUGGCACCACGGCGGUAAAGAUCGAUCUGUCGAAGGUCCCGCCGAAGCCGAGCUUGAAAAGCGAGAUGACACUUCUACCGAGAAGAAACCACCUCAUGCAUGGUGUCCACCCAAACCUCCUCAUGUGACUACCACCGUCACUACUACGGUAUGUAAGACUGAGACUCCGACCGCUUGGGCUACUACUACGGCUUGUAGAUGGACCAAGACCAAGGAGGAGGUUGUCCACACAGCGACUACCGUUACUGAUAUUCACACUGAAACCAAGACUAAACAUGGUCAUCCAGUCAUUACCACAGUUAGCAUUACUCCUACCAAAACCAAAACUCAAACUGUAACUUCCACCACGAUCACUGGAAGAUGUAAACCAACUCACAAGGAUCAUUAA
Kwoniella botswanensis is the source of this 708-nucleotide messenger RNA. RefSeq lists its product as uncharacterized. The coding region runs from base 1 to 708 and encodes 235 amino acids. Lineage: Eukaryota; Fungi; Basidiomycota; Tremellomycetes; Tremellales; Cryptococcaceae. The record is from RefSeq and is a predicted model, not a curated record. The transcript has 6 exons.